ACGGUCGCCGCCCGUAUGGAAGUUAAAGCGUCCCAACUCCCCCGACCGUUCAUCACCCGCGCACGCUCGGAGCGGCGACAUGGCUCCACCGCGCCCCAGCCUAUCCUCUUCCCUGACACAGUCAUCAGUCACAUCAGUCGCACGGUCCUCGAUUGACGCGCCAGGCCUCUCACGCAAGCUCACCUUCGGCUCUGUGCGCGCCACCUCGCCGUCGCACUUUUCCGCGUCGUCGCCGUCGCUGUGGUCGCUCCCCAUCGACGCGUCCCACAUGUACGACCCGCCGGAGUCGACGAAGGUCAUCGCGCAGGACAAGGAGAAGGCCGGCACCGUGCGGAUCCCGCUGUCGCUGAAGGCCUCCGGGAACGGCACGGGCCUCGGCGCCGUCGCCGGUGUGCUCAGCAGCCCCAAGGCUAAGAAGAAGCGGAAGCUGAUCAUCGGUGGGAUACAUCCACAAGAUGAGCGCCGCUUCGAGGCGGCCAGAAGGUGGUGCGAGAGGUUCGGCGAAGUCAGCUCGUUUGCGCGCGUACCGAACGGGGACAUCUACGUUGAUUUCCGGAAGGCAGAGGUUGCUGAGACGGUCUGUCGCGUAAAAGCGAGGGUCUACAUCGACAACGUUGGCAGUGUCUGCCUCUCCUACUUUACAGGCAAGAGACCUUGACUUGUGAACCCACUACCACUGUAUCGAACACACUACCUCAUUCUUGGUUCUUGGUUCUUGUUCGCGUAAUCUAGUACAUUUCUACGUCCAUUUCACGCCCACUCUCACGUCCAUAUACAUGCCCUAUGAUGAUCAUCUACACCUAUG
This is a messenger RNA of Postia placenta MAD-698-R-SB12, 805 nucleotides long. RefSeq lists its product as hypothetical. The transcript has 4 exons. The record is from RefSeq and is a predicted model, not a curated record. Bases 80 to 658 code for a protein of 192 amino acids. NCBI's taxonomy places the organism in Eukaryota, Fungi, Basidiomycota, Agaricomycetes, Polyporales, Adustoporiaceae.